UUCAGGCUCGAGUGUUUGGGGAGGGAUGGAUGUCCGAGUCAUACUCGGUCACAGAUUGUCAACUCAGCAACAGCUGUAUCAACCCAGAAUUAUCGGUUCUUCGCACCGGAAUGACUCGGAGUUCGACGAACAACGACCAAGUAUUGCCAACCCAGAAACACCGACUUUACACGUGUCGCUGCUACAACAACAACAGGAAAGAACCAUCGCCAAACUCGAACUGUAACAUCAACAACACUUUCUUUCAAAACUUUUUCAUUUGAAUUAAUUACAAUUUUUUUAAAUAAAAUUUUCUCGCUCCCUGCUUUUUAAUCACUAUCUUAGGCAAGAAAUAACAAACAAAACCUCUAUAGAUAUAUGCACAGGGAAUAAAUAUAUAAGUGGUAUUAUUAUUAUGUAUAACAAUUCAAUAUUGGAAGAUCUAGUCUUGUCUUGUGUUGUUAACAAGAGUAGGAAACGAAUUAAGAUCAUUAUUAUAAAAGCGUACACAAAAAAAAUUGCAUUCAAAAGUUUAUUGCACGUCAUCGCUGUUGUGUUAUUUAACGGUAUAUUUGUUUUUUAGAAGAAAAAGAAAUAAAAAUAAAAUAUGACAAUAAUUAAAUUUUUGAUAUUACUGCUUCUGUCAUUGAUGACAUCGGCAGCUACAUUUGAAGAAUAUAGCAAGGUUGAUCAUUUCGGUGGUGACUACUAUAAUAAUGCCUUUAAAUCUUUUGGCAGAAGAUUAAUAAGAAGACGUUCGACUAACCAAGAAAAACGAGAUACAAGUUUGUCAUAUGCAGCAACUAAUAUUAAUAAUAAAGAAGGAACCCAAGUGAAAACGAUAACAGUAAUUAAAAAUUCAAAUGAUAAAAAUCAAAAACUUAAAAUUGACCCAAAAUUGCAUAAAAAUGAGAAUUGGGCAGAUGAAUUUAAGGAUAAUUUUGAUUCUUAUGGUAUAAUACCGGAUGUGCCAGAUGUGGAUGAUCUUUUUGAAUAUGUUAAUAAAAAACAUAAUAACGAUAAAGAAAAGGAGAAGGUGAAGAAAAAUGAAGCGAAAAAUGAAGAUAAAAAAGAUUUUGAUGAUAGGAAGGUAAAGGAGGAGACAACAACUACUAGACCAAGUCAAAAGUAUCGUCCUAAAGAAAUGGAAAAACCGGUUACAGAAAUUUCAUCGGAAAUAUCAGAUGAGGUAACGGAAAAUAUGCAAGAGGUGGAAAAAAUCAAAGGUGAUGCUGAGUUAUUGCCUAGUUUCAAUAAUAGUCGUUUAAAAGUACGUGAAUCUUUGAUCAGUUUAAACUAUUCUACACCAGAACAUUCGGUACAUCAAUAUUUCGAUAACUAUGUACAGCUAAGUCCUGCGGUUAAAGCUGUUGUAGGUUAUGAUUAUCCAAAGCCCUGUAUUCAUGGUCAGCCUGUAGGAAGUGUAGCAGUAGCGACACCAUCGGGUAAAACCUAUAACAUACCCGGUAAUAAUAAUUCGUAUAUUAAUCCUUAUUUGGCGCCAGCAUUAACCAGACGUCCACAGAUAGGACAAACCACACAAUCAUCUUUAGUAAAUAUUCCAGUUUUUCCAAUUAAUUCAUUAGUGCCUCAAUUGCAACAACAGCAGCCAAAUAAUAAUAAUAAUCCUAAUUUAAAUAAUUUUUUACCGCAACAAAAUUCUGCAGCUGCUAAUCAAGUGCCAAAUAAUUCUUUGCAACCUCCAUUAUUUCAGAAUAACAUUCAAACGAAUCAACAACAGCAACCGGCAACGCAACAGAAUCAACAACAGCAGCCACCACAGCAAGGGCAAAGUACUUUUGUCUCUACUAGCCAACGUCCUUAUGUUUCUCCAAAUAUACGUUCUGGUCUGAGUGGUGUCAGUAGAGGUCCAGGUUCUAAUUUGAAUGGUUAUCAAAAUCAGGCUCAACCUGGUUAUCGUAUUAAUACAUUUAAUAAUGCCUUUCGAAAACCUAAUCUAUUUCGUUCACGUGGUUUAAAGUAUUAAUUUUUUUUAUAAUUCUAUAAGUUUAGAAUAGUUAUUCGUUUUUAUUAAAAAUAUAUAUAUAAAGAAUUUAUUUUACAAAAACAUA
Messenger RNA from Lucilia cuprina (Australian sheep blowfly), 2051 nucleotides. RefSeq names its product myb-like protein AA. The transcript is spliced from 2 exons. The record is from RefSeq and is a predicted model, not a curated record. The coding region runs from base 587 to 1966 and encodes 459 amino acids. NCBI's taxonomy places the organism in Eukaryota, Metazoa, Arthropoda, Insecta, Diptera, Calliphoridae.